Drosophila kikkawai is the source of this 1772-nucleotide messenger RNA. It is a transcript of the gene bam, whose product is annotated as bag of marbles. Lineage: Eukaryota; Metazoa; Arthropoda; Insecta; Diptera; Drosophilidae. The record is from RefSeq and is a predicted model, not a curated record.
CUCUGACUCGCCAGACAGCGUGGCACCGCGCUUUUUUUCGAACCGUAAAAAAAGCACUUGCAGACAGACGCGGCGGCGCCAAUUGUAAUUUCGAGUGCAAAAAUAUAAUAAGAAAUGUUUAAUCCACGUUCUUCGGGUGACAACGGGUCCACGGAUGAUCAUCAGUUGGACAACAAUUUGGUGGACCUGCAGGAGCAGCUCUGCUGCAUGAUGGAAUCCCACGAGAUCGAUCCGCAGACACCGCCAGAAGAGCCCCCGCGCUGCUCGGCCCACAAUGUUCUCUCUGAGCUACAGCGUUCGUUCGGGGUGCUCCAGUUGGAUAACAACGCGCCGACCUUGGAAUUCCACGGCUUGGGUUGCCCGUUGCAGGAGAACAUGCAGCACAAGCCGAAGAGAUCGCGCAGACAUCGCGUCGGCCAGCGAUCGGCGGUGGGUGCUCCGGAGAAGAAGCAGAAGACAACGGGCAACGGGCAAAACAACCCGCUGGUCUCCGAGCAGAAGCAGGUGCAGUUGCAAAAGGAAAAUAUAUGGAAUCUGUGCAUGAUCGAUCCUGCUCAAAUUCAAAUGGCGCCUUUUAUCAGUGUGGAAAAGCUGCGAUCGAUUGGUUUGCAUGGAGAUUGCCUGGAGCACAAUGCCGUGCUGCGGUUAAUGGACCUGUUUAGGUCCGUGCAUGAUCAUAUAUCGGCCGAUCUGAGCUGCUCGCGCCAAAAUUCGAUGCCAUCGGACUACUUGUUCGACAUGCCAGCGAGAGCGACAAUGCCCCGCAGUCUGAACGUGCGCUAUCAGCUGCAGGUGCUGUGCACCAAAGUGGAGCGUUUCCUCACUGUCCAGCGACGCAUAUUGGAAUCAAAUCGCCACUUUGACUACGAGAAGUACACCGAGUGCGACAAGCUGCUCAACGGAUCGAAUGCCUGCCUAAAGUCCUUCAAGCAGUACAUGGCCGCCGAAAUGCGCCAUAAUCGUGGAAACUUUGUCAAUCCUUUGGCCAAAUACAAUGCCCAUCGCUUAGAGAACUUGCUGGGGAGUCUGCGCGAAUGGCUAAAGGCGUCGCAUUUGACAAUUCACGUCUUUAACUGGGAAAUGGAUCUGGAGCAUCGUUAUUCGUCGGCCAUGAUUCAAAGCCAUCAUGCCCUAAAUGCACGCGCCAUUCAACUAGCUGCCGCCGAGCAUCAGGUGGCUCAGCCAGUAUUCCUCAGCCCAGAGGAGCAACUUAUUAGCAAGCGCUAUCAGUUGGAAAAUGUCGUGCAGUGUGCCGUCGAGCAUGAGGCUUACCUGUCUGCUCUGCUCGCUCAUCCGGAGGCGUACUUCCCGCCGAAUAUUGUGGCCAUGUGUGAGCCACCGUCGGUGGGAACUGAAGCAGCUGGCGCUCUUGAGGCAGGCAUGAAGGAGGAACCAUUUAACUGGAUGGUGUAUGGCGAUGUUCUUGAGGUGCCGCCAUCUUCGCCGCCAAAACAAACCGAACGCAAGUGUCGUCCCAUACGCUUCAGAUGCUGAAAUGGAUCAGAAUGGAGCUCCAAGUGGCCAUUAACAAUGAAGUAUUACUUAUUCUGGCUAAAUUACAAGACUUACUAAACUCUACAAAUAAGAAAUCCUAUGUUGGCGACGAAUAACCAUUAUGUAACAAACAUUUAUUCCUCCAAGUCAUAACAGAAGUUUAUUAUCAUUUUAAUUUGUUAAACUAUUGAUGAAUGCCUACAGUGCCUGCUUUUAUUUUGUUAUUAAUAUAUAAUUUGUAUAAGAGGAACAUUUAAAUAAAUAUCCACAAGGUUCAA